AUGACCAUCCGUGUGGGUGCUGUUCAGGCCGAGCCUGUCUGGCUUGACCUCGAUGGUAGCGUGGAAAAGACGAUAUCUCUGAUCGAGAGCGCAGCCCAAGAUGGCGUGCAGGUUCUCGGGUUUCCUGAAGUUUGGAUACCCGGCUAUCCCUGGUCGAUGUGGACGUCAAGUGUCAUCAACAACACUCACAUCAUCCACGAAUACAUGAACAACUCGAUGCCACGAGACUCCGACCAAAUGAGACGAAUUCAAGCGGCCGUGAAGAAGGCGGGCAUGUUCGUCGUGCUUGGAUACAGCGAAAGAGACGGUGGAAGCUUAUACAUGGGCCAAUCGUUCAUAUCCCCGGAAGGAGAGAUCGUCCAUCAUCGAAGAAAGAUAAAACCAACACAUAUCGAAAGAACAAUAUGGGGCGAAGGCCAGGCCGAAUCUCUCAAGUGUGUUGUGCCGUCGCCGUUUGGGAAAAUUGGUGGAUUGAACUGCUGGGAGCAUCUCCAGCCUCUACUCCGCUAUUAUGAAUAUUCGCAAGGCGUCCAAAUUCACGUGGCCAGUUGGCCAGCCGAGUUCGAGAUGCCGGAUCCGAAAAAGAUUGCUUGGCUAUACCAUGAGACAGGCGAGGCAAGCUAUCGCGCCAGCCAGUUCAUGGCAAUCGAGGGGCAAUGUUUCGUGCUGGUAGCAUCACAGAUUCUGACGGAAGAGAACGUUGAGAAAAACAACUUGACAGGCAAUCCAGUCACCAAGACCCCUGGGGGAGGGUUUUCGAUGAUUUUCGGACCAGAUGGAAAGCCUUUGUGUGAACCGUUGGGACCGGGCGAUGAGGGGAUCCUGAAAGCGGACGUGGAUUUGCGGGACAUCGAUUAUCCAAAAGCGUUUAUCGAUGUUGUUGGUCACUACGCAAGACCGGACCUAUUGAGCUUGUUAGUCAAUCCGACUGUCGACACGCACGUAACGACUAUGCGCAAAGAAUGA
Neoarthrinium moseri is the source of this 966-nucleotide messenger RNA. RefSeq lists its product as uncharacterized. The transcript is spliced from 3 exons. Bases 1 to 966 code for a protein of 321 amino acids. NCBI's taxonomy places the organism in Eukaryota, Fungi, Ascomycota, Sordariomycetes, Amphisphaeriales, Apiosporaceae. Gene Ontology annotation, molecular function: catalytic activity. The record is from RefSeq and is a predicted model, not a curated record.